Messenger RNA from Ailuropoda melanoleuca (giant panda), 1121 nucleotides. RefSeq names its product mitochondrial ribosomal protein L41 (gene MRPL41). Bases 101 to 508 code for a protein of 135 amino acids. Gene Ontology annotation, molecular function: structural constituent of ribosome. NCBI's taxonomy places the organism in Eukaryota, Metazoa, Chordata, Mammalia, Carnivora, Ursidae. The transcript has a single exon. Gene Ontology annotation, biological process: translation. Gene Ontology annotation, cellular component: mitochondrial large ribosomal subunit. The record is from RefSeq and is a predicted model, not a curated record.
CCGCCGGAAGCCGCCGAGGGCGCCGGAAGCGGAGGGUGGUGCGGCCGUUCGUGUGCCUGGGAGCUGGCUGGGCGAGCGCCCGCGUGGUGCAGGGGUCAGUAUGGGACUCCUGAGCGGGGCUGCUCGCAUGCUGGUGCGGGGCGCCGACCGCAUGAGCAAGUGGACCAGCAAGCGGGGCCCGCGCACCUUCUACAAGGGUCGCGGCGCCAAGGGCACCGGCGUCCGCGGCCGCGACGGGAAGUUCGUGCUGGUCAAGGAGAUGGUCCCGGAGCUCGUGGUGCCCGAGCUGGCCGGGUUCAGGCUCAAGCCCUACGUGAACUACCGCGCCCAGGCGGGCACAGACACGCCCCUGACGGCCGAACAGCUGUUCCGGGAGGCAGUGGCACCUGCCAUCGAGAAGGACUUCAAGGACGGCACUUUCGACCCGGAGCAGCUGGAAAAGUACGGCUUCGAGCCCACCCAGGAAGGCAAGCUCUUCCAGCUGUACCCCAAGAACUUCCCGCGCUAGGAGCCGCGGAGUGACCGCCGCUGGGUGUGCCUGCGAGCCUGCGGACUGCGCCCAGCCAUCCUCCCCGGCCGCUGGCCCCGGGGUGGGCGAGUGGGGUCGGCUUUGGCAUCUGAUCGUUGUGAGAUGAAAGCGACCUAGGCAGAAUCCUAGAGACCCUACUCCCAGUGAAACCGGAAUCCGUCGUCUUCCCGACCACAAGGUUUUGGGGCAAGAAUACGUGGCUUAGCUUGCAGAAGGAAAAGAAUUCACAAGGCGCAUCGUGCCACGUGACAGCACGGGUUAAUUCAUCGCCCAGAUUCUUCACCCCACGAAACCAAUCAGCAUAUUCUUUAUGGGUUCAAAAGCAGCUGUUUUGGGGGCAAACCUCCAGUAAUCUAGUCUCUUUCUCUUUUGGGUUCACCUGUUUCGGUGCAUAGCCUUCUGGUCUUCUGUAUUCUGCUUCAUUGAUUCUUGUGUUAAAUCCCUUAAACUCUAAAGGAGGGUUCAAACUCUUCUGUUGAAAUAAAUGCGACAUUAGUUGGGAAUCCAUCAUUUUAGCACAGUAAUUUCUUGCAUGUUCUCACCUAUAUUUUCAUCAGAAAAUAAAGCAAAAAAUAGAAGUGUUUUUCUGGGA